UCUUCUUGUUGCAGUACGAAAGUAAACAUUCCGUCAACGAUCGAUCAUCGACUGCCCACUGUGCCCAGACAAGUUAAAAAUCACUCUUUUUAAUUUAUCAGACAAGUGAAGUUGUACGUCACAACAUGGCAGCGGCAGCACAAGACCCACGUAUUCGCAACAUUAAGAUAAAAACCGGCGUCUUAAAAAGACUUGUGAAGGAGAAGACGAUGUACGAGAAGGAGGUGACUGAUCAGACGGCCAAAGUUGAACGGAUGAAAGCAGAGGAGCAAGACGAACACAAUAUCAGGAAACAGCAAGAAGUCCUUGAGGAAUCCAAGAUGAUGAUCCCAGAUUCUAACAGGAGGAUAAAGACGGCUUUUGCAGAACUGAAAAAUUUACUGGAAACUACGGAAGAAUUAAAAGAAGACGAGAACUACCAGACGGCCUCCACCCUCAUAGAGGAAGUUAGCCCCAACAUCUAGGAGGAUGCACGAUGUGCUCUGUGGUCUACACAUCUGCCUCAACAAAAUAACCAAGGGAUUUUAAGUCAAGUCCUGAUAAGAACUACUCAAUUCAUUCGUCAUAAAAGGGUUGUCACUUUCCUGAGAUUUAUGUGUAUAGACCAUGUUGACAAACUUUAAAUUUGAGGUCAUGUGAUGGUCAUGUGAUGGUCAUGUGAUACCGACUUUCAGCAUGUUGUUUUACACCAUCAAAGGAACUUCUCUUGAUGGCAAUUUCUUUAAAAAAAUCUUGAUUUUUUUUUUUAAAUCCUGGAGCCGUUUUUUUAAGAAUUUCUAUGCCAAAUAGUCUGUUUCCUCUGUGUCAAAUUUGCAUUCCCAAUUUUCAUUUAAAUAUUGCUCUUAAUUUGCUUGUAACAAAAUGUAAGUAUUAUUCAAUUAUAACUUUAAUUCAUACAAGCAGUUGAUGGGAUUUUUCAAACCAGUAACCGAGACCUUUAAAACAAAACAAAACAUUUAAAUUUAAUUAGUGAAAUGGUAGGAUCAAAACAACGGUUGAAGCAUUGAAAUUGGGACCAUAUUCUCUUCAUAUUAUUGGAAUUAAAAAGCAGCUUUUAUUAUGAUAACUUAA
Messenger RNA from Patiria miniata (bat star), 1071 nucleotides. Its product is annotated as tubulin-specific chaperone A-like. The record is from RefSeq and is a predicted model, not a curated record. Gene Ontology annotation, biological process: tubulin complex assembly; post-chaperonin tubulin folding pathway. Gene Ontology annotation, cellular component: cytosol; microtubule cytoskeleton. Gene Ontology annotation, molecular function: beta-tubulin binding. Lineage: Eukaryota; Metazoa; Echinodermata; Asteroidea; Valvatida; Asterinidae. The transcript has 4 exons. The coding region runs from base 126 to 464 and encodes 112 amino acids.